This is a messenger RNA of Meloidogyne enterolobii, 447 nucleotides long. The record is from the annotation of a GenBank genome assembly. Lineage: Eukaryota; Metazoa; Nematoda; Chromadorea; Rhabditida; Meloidogynidae.
GACAGACAGAAAAGCAGUGAUAGAUGUGAUAAAAAUGGAGAGACAGUAGUCAGUUAGUGGGCAGGGUCCAGUGAUUUGUUUAAAUAUAAAUCCGAGCCCUAUAAGGGGUAUGUCUAAACACUAGUAUAAAAGCCUAAUUUUAGGUUAACUUCAAUCAUGGCCCAACUUUUGCCUUCUCCAAUCACCACUGUGCCUGCCAGCCGCCUCGUCUUCAACGCGCCGUUUGACGUGGAAAGGCCCUACAAACUUGUCAUAAGAAAUGUAGGGCGAAGGAAAGUGGCCUGGGCGUUGGGGCUGAGUAAUAAAAUAGAAAAUAACUUCCGAAUUGAGCAGGAUUCUGGAAUUAUUGAGCCACAACAACAGACGACGAUAAAAAUCCGGCUCAAUGCCGGUAUGGAGCCGAAGCACAGCAAACGUUUUGGAUCUUUUGGAUGAUUUCUUUCUUGA